Molecule: messenger RNA, 2004 nt
Organism: Parasteatoda tepidariorum (common house spider)
Lineage: Eukaryota; Metazoa; Arthropoda; Arachnida; Araneae; Theridiidae
Product: mitochondrial inner membrane protease subunit 2
Cellular component (GO): mitochondrial inner membrane peptidase complex; membrane
Molecular function (GO): serine-type endopeptidase activity
Source: RefSeq, a predicted model, not a curated record
GAUGGCAAUACUGCAGUUUGUUUUGUCUUCUGCUAUUUUUCGUGAAAAUUUUUAGCGGUAAUUUAUAAGUUCUUGAGUGAGUUCCUCCUUAACCAGAUUUCAUUGCUAUUUACGCCAAUUUAAAAUCCCUCACCAAUUUAAACAUUUACUUAAUUUUUGAUUGUACAGGACAAAUACAUCGUUUAAUAAUUUUUAGUCAACUUUUACUUCUGUGUUUUAAAACUGUCGAAGACUGUAUUUAUAGUUUAAUAUUUUUCAAAAAGGAAGCAUAAAAUGGCCCAGACCAGUAAAUGGGGAAUAUGGCUUAAAAAUGCAACCAAGAAUCUCCUUUUUAGUGUGCCUGUUGUUGUUGUAUUUUUGGAUAAUGUGGGAUAUGUUGCCAAAGUAGAAGGUAUAUCAAUGCAACCUGCUUUGAAUCCUGAAGAAGAUAAAACAAAUGAUUAUGUGUUACUAAAUAAAUGGGUGAUGCGCAAGUUUGAAGUUAAGCCUGGUGAUAUAGUAGCAUUGACAUGUCCCAGAGAUCCGGAUCAAAAGCUAAUAAAACGUGUUAUUGCUUUGGAAGGUGAUACCGUUAAGGCAGCUAAUAAAUUGAGAUACGUAUCAGUUCCUGUUGGUCAUUGCUGGAUUGAAGGAGAAAAUUUAAAACACAGCAUGGAUAGCAAUUUUUUUGGUCCAGUUGCUGUAGGAUUAAUAAUUGCCAAAGCAUCUCACAUCGUGUGGCCUCCCUCCCGAUGGCAAAAGCUAGAAUCACGACUUCCAAGUGACAGGGGGCCUCUAAAAUGGCCCAAAGCAGAUUUUUAGUCAUCCUUACAGAAUAAAAAAAAACUAGUUUCGUAGUUCAAUUAUUAUUCAAUUGUCUUCCCUUUAAAUAGACGGAAUUCCAUCAUCAAAGUCUCUCUGAACAAAGUCUUCAAAUUUGUGUACUUUAUGUUUUCGUGGUUAUCUUUAUGUAUUCGUGGAUUUUUUUUUUAAAUUCAUAUUUUUCAUGAAUAGCCUUAAUAAGUCAUAUAUUAAUUUAAGUGAAGCUGAACUAAUAAGGAAUUUCUUUAAUCGCAGAAAUGUUUACUGGAUAUCAAGCAUGUCGCAGGUUUUAAAUCAAAAAAUGCCAUUUUCAAAUUUUUCGCGUUUCUUUUUCUUAAUCAUUUUAUUAUGUGUUUAUAAUACACAAACAGAUUUUAAAGAAACAGACUUGUUAAGUACUAAAACAAACUUGUCUCACCAACAUUUACAUUGUUGUCAUUGCAUUUUCACGGAACAAAUGUGUAUAUAAAAUUUGAAGACAAUCCAAAUCUUUAGCAUAAAAAAAAAUAUGUAAUCACGGUAUUUGCAUGCAAAUCAUUAUCUCUCAAAAAAUUAUUUAGGAGAAUUUAAGUAUACUAUUGGAAACAUCUAGUAUAUAAAAAUUAGAAUCUCAACUAAUUAAAUAAUAAAUUGAUAGAAAUAAAUUGUAUUAUAUUAUCGAAAUAAUUAUAUCAUAGUUCUUCAAUUUUUGAGAAUUUAAGUAUACUAUUGGAAACAUCUAGUACAUAAAAAUUAGAAUCUUAACUAAUUAAAUAAUAAAUUGAUCGAAAUAAUAUUGUAUUGUAUUAUCGAAAUAAUUAUAUUAUAGUUCUUCAAUUGUUGAGAAUUUAAGUAUACUAUUGGAAACAUCUAGUACAUAAAAAUUAGAAUCUUAACUAAUUAAAUAAUAAAUUUUUCGAAAUAAUAUUGUAUUGUAUUAUCGAAAUACUUAUAUUAUAGUUCUUCAAUCGUUACUAGCUAUUUCAAACAAUUUUUAAACUAAAAGUAAGCACACUGAAGUUAAUUAUAACUAUUUAUUUCUUUUUUGUAAAAUGAAUACUCAUUAAAGAGAAGCAUGAAUAUUAAUCUUUAUCUAUAACGCAAGUUUUAUUUGUACGAGUACUAUAAAGAAAUAUGUAUGCCAUAAAUUUUAAUCGCAACGUGUGUGAGUAUUUUAAAUGAAUGAACUUAUUUUUGUGUAAAUAAAAAUAUUUUGAAAUCCUU